Molecule: messenger RNA, 558 nt
Organism: Sordaria macrospora k-hell
Lineage: Eukaryota; Fungi; Ascomycota; Sordariomycetes; Sordariales; Sordariaceae
Product: 60S ribosomal uL23 domain-containing protein
Biological process (GO): translation; ribosomal large subunit assembly
Cellular component (GO): cytosolic large ribosomal subunit; ribosome
Molecular function (GO): structural constituent of ribosome
Source: RefSeq, a predicted model, not a curated record
AUGGCAUCCGAGGUGAUGCACCAAAGCAGCAGCAGACUUUGCGAGUUUGGACAAGAUUCUGGCAUCAUCUUGCUCCAGGCGAAUGCUUUUGCUGACGAGGGACUCUGGAUAGGCGGUGCCUCCAAGGCCGGUAAGGGCGCUCAGGCUCAGAAGGCUGCCAAGGCUGCCCUCAAGGGUGUGCACUCGCACAAGGCCACCAAGGUCCGCCACUCGACCACCUUCCACCAGCCUAAGACCCUGCAGCUGUCUCGGGCUCCCAAGUACCCCCGCAAGUCGAUCCCUCACGCUCCUCGUCUCGAUGAGCACAAGGUCAUCGUCCACCCUCUCAACACCGAGGGUGCCCUGAAGAAGAUCGAGGAGCAGAACACCCUCGUCUUCAUCGUCGAUGUCAAGGCCAACAAGGCCCAGAUCAAGCAGGCUCUUAAGAAGCUCUAUGACAUUGACACCGUCAAGAUCAACACCUUGAUCCGCCCUGACGGCUCCAAGAAGGCCUUCGCUCGCCUUACUGCCGAUGUCGAUGCUCUUGACAUUGCUGCCACCAAGCUCGGCCUUGUCUAA